UUCUUUCUUUGCCAUUUGAGCGAAAAUUACAACAUCUCAAUUUCCAAAAAUGACAUUGUACGUAGUCCCGAUCCCGCUGUUGAACAAAGGCCAGGCUUAGCCCCCUCCCCGCCAGUUCCUGACAGACACCAGGCUGCCUCAGUCUCUGGACUGCUUCAAGUUGUCUCAGUUUCCUGUUUCCGGUUAUUCCUCUAAGACGCUGCAGCUGCUCAGGCUAUUUUAAGUUGCAGAAACCAGUGUCUUCUGUAGAAGGGAUCUUUUGAGUGAGCCUCGUUACAGGAUGCCAGCAGGUCUUUGUCCAGAGAAGUUGGCGGCUUUCACCAGAAACUUCUCAGAAGUGCCACAAUAUAGCCUUGCUCAGAAUAUAGCAACCAGUGGUGACCUUUUACAAGCUUACCUACAAAGAAAAGUUGUUCAGGAAACAUCACAAGUGUUCAAACAUGUCAUUCCUGCUGAAGGGAAGCCAGUUACAAACCAGAAAAAUUCAGGGCGGUGUUGGAUUUUCUCUUGCCUCAAUGUGAUGCGGCUUCCAUUGAUGAAGAAAUUUAAUGUUGAAGAGUUUGAGUUCAGUCAAUCCUACUUGUUCUUCUGGGAUAAGAUUGAGCGUUGCUUUUACUUCUUGAAUGCAUUCAUUGAGAUUGCUCAGAGGACUGGUGAGAAGGAAGAACCUUUCGAUGGUAGACUUUUGCAAUUUUUGCUUACAAAUCCUGCAAAUGAUGGAGGCCAGUGGGAUAUGCUUGUUAACCUCGUCGAAAAACAUGGAGUUAUGCCUAAGAAGUGUUUUCCUGAAUCCUAUAGUUCAGAAGCCAGCAAGGCCAUGAAUGAUGUUCUGAAUCACAAGCUACGGGAGUACUGUUACCAUCUACGAAAAAUGGUGAAAAAUGGAUCAUCUAAUGAGGAGCUCUCGGUUGAAAAGGACAAUAUGAUUGAAGAGGUCUUCAGAAUAGUUAAUAUUUGCCUGGGCACACCUCCUGAAACUUUUACCUGGGAAUUCCGAGACAAAGUCAAGAACUACCAGAAGAUUGGACCACUAACACCUCUUCAGUUUUAUACCGAACACGUGAAGCCAUUUUUCAACAUGGAAGACAAGGUGUGCUUGGUUAAUGACCCCAGAUCCUUCAAUCCCUAUGGAAAGCUGUACACAGUUGAAUUUCUGAGCAACAUGGUUAAUGCAAGGAAAACUUUAUACAUCAAUCAGCCGAUUGAGGUGUUAAAGCAGUCGGCUGCAGCUUCAAUCAAAGAUGGCGAGGCAGUCUGGUUUGGAUGUGAUGUGGGGAAGGCCUUUUGCAGCAAGCUAGGGAUCAAUGACCCUAAAAUAUUUAACCGAGAGCUGCUGUUUGGAGUCUCUCUGGGUAACUUGGGCAAAGCAGAACGACUGCUGCUUGGUGAAUCACAGAUGACUCAUGCUAUGGUUUUAACCGGCUUCUCUGAAAAGGUUGGAAACGAAGCUGGAUUUGAAAAGUGGAGAGUGGAAAAUUCAUGGGGAGAGGACAGUGGGAACAAAGGUUACCUGGUUUUAUUGGAUGAUUGGUUCACUGAAUAUACCUUCGAAGUGGUUGUGGACAAAAAGUACAUAUCAGCAGAGACUUUGAAAAUAAUGGAGGAGGAACCCAAAGUUCUACCAGCUUGGGAUCCAAUGGGCUCUCUUGCAUGAACAACAAAGGUUUUAUGUUCUUCAAGCAAAGUUAAAGUUGUUUACAAAAAUAUAUUUGUUCCUACACUUAGCUGGAUAUUUCUUCUGACUAUUGUGAACUAAGCAUAAGAUACGAAAUUGUUGAUUUUUGAAAGAAAUAUUCCUCAGAAGAAAAGACAUUUUUGCCUAAGCUUCUUAAACUUGCAAUUAUAGGAACCAUUAACAAGAAGUACCAAUGUAACGGGAAAAUGAUAUCUGUUUGAGAGGAGAAUGCUGGUCAACGUUGCUGUGGGGAUUGCACUGUUUUAAUGAUGACUGAUAGUUAACUGCCAAGUGUAAUUUACAUUUGACUCAACAAGAGAAAUAAACCGUAGAAUGGCUGUCACCUGUUUCUGUUGAGUUGAAACACAGUGUGUAUACACAUUUAAACUGCAAGACCCUGUGUAUUAGCAUACUUACCUUUCAGUCUUCACAAGUGCACCACAGUGUGCGAUUAAUUGACAAUCCUAGAUUGUAUCUUGCCUGUUGUAACACAGAGCAUAUCCCUUCAGCUAUUCACUGUAAGCAAGCUACUGACCACAUUGACCAGCAGAUAAAACCCUAAAACAGUUUUCAACUUUGGAUAUGAUUCUGCACUGGAUAACAUUUACUAAAUCAUCCUGAGUGUGCAAGAGUUAAACUGACAACCAAUUUAGGAUCGUCAGUCAGAUCCGCAUGUUGGAAACUACAUAUGUUAAUGUAUCUGCUCUUCACAGACAGCAAUAACAUGUACAUAUGUUGCACCUGUUUCAACUUAACAGAAUAACAGCCACUGUCUGGUACAAUUCUCAUAUGUUUAAGAAAGAGAUCAAUGAUGUAUGGAUUUUAAAGGCAUUAAGUGAUAUGAGGAGAAAAUGAGAAUAUGGCAUUGAGAUAGAGGAUUAGCUACUAUCGUAUUGAAUGGUACAGCAGGCUUGAAGGGCCAAGUAGUCUACUCCUGCUCCCCGUUUCCAUGUUUCUUUGUCAGUAUCUUGACCAUUGAGAUGCAACCUGCUUGGUGUAAAAUAUAAAUUAUGAAUAAAGUUUGGCAGUUAGCUAUCAGUUACCAUUAACUGGUGCAUUCCCUGUGGCAGUAUUAAUCUCCUUGCCAACGAAUCAAUACACUCCUACAGUAGAAACCUUGUUUUCCCUUGUAUUUCUUGCAAAUUGUCCUAAUGAGUGAAAUUUGAAAGAUUUGUGUCUUAGGGAAAUGUAUGUUGUUUUUCUGCAAUAUUCAAAUUCCAUACCAGCAAAUGACUACUUGUAUUCCUGUUUUGUUGUCCUAAUGUUUAAUGUCAUUUAACUGAUAGUGUCCUUUUCCAACCUUGACAAAAACUGGUCAAUAUUUUCAUUAAGUAUGCCUCACAUGAAUUCUUUGUUUGCAAAUGAGAUUUAUUAUGUUUCUCAAGACAAAGAACAAAGAUGUCUCAGAACAAACACCCAGUGACUGCAUCGAGUCACCUCUGUCCAAGUAUAAUGUGAGGCACAGCAGUGUACAGCUGCCACUUUAUAUGUCUAAGUUGUCAACCGUCCAUUCUAAACCUUGAGAGAAGUCUACUGUAUGUCAGGUGAUGACAAUUUGAAGUACCAUCUAUUAGGCAAGAGACAUUUUAAAGUCCUUGUUUUAGGAACUUCAUUCUGGCACAUAUUUCCUAGAAGAGAGUGUAUGGUGAAGAAUAUUAUCCCUUCUUUCGUGAGUUGUCUGGAGUUGGCAGAGCACGUAGUGAGGUGGGAGGGUAGCAGAGCAGCAUUCUGUUGCUUUCUCACCUCUGCCAAACUUAAGUCAAGGAUGGGAAGACCCAUGGAAAAUUUUCCAUCUCACACCCAAAGUGAGGCCCAUCUCACUAAGCAUUUAAUGACCACUUAAGGACCUCAUCUUACCACUGUUAGUAUUAAGCCAGCAACAGACUGGCCAGUUGGGAAGCACAAACGAAAAAUCUGUGCAGUCUUCAUCUGGUCUCUGACUGGGUAGGGAUGGGGAGCCCUUUGUGCAAAAGACACUCAAUGCCUACUCAAGGCAGAUGUAAGUGAGGAAGGACUGCUGAAUGCCGAUCUGCUCCUGCCCACCAGCCUUAGUGCCGACACCGUCUCCUCCACAGUACCCAACCUGCGAAACCCCUCCCAUUAUCAUCUCUGAUCUGAGUGGCUCCAAGAUUCUGGGCCUUUGGUGGCCAACAUGACCACCUCCCCAUUGACAAGUGCUGAGUGCAAAAAGUCACUGGCAUUUCACCGACUGGCUGAAUAGCACUUUCUGAUCUUGAUCUUGGAGCUCUGAUCUUGUUGAGGGUCUUCCACUAGAGGUCUCCCAAUUGCCUGAGUGGCGUAUAGUACUGAUGGGCUCUUCCCUGGAGAGCUAGCUGGGGCUCCUGCCCUCUAGCUGACUGGCAAUUCCCCAAAUCCAUGGCUGUAUCUUGCCUCAUCACAUUCACAUUUUUCAUUAUUCCUGGCCUUAAUUUCAGACGAAAGAACUUGUUUCAAACCAACAAUUUUUUUUAAAAAGAAAAACAACCAUUUUCUACCAAUUUUCACUAUUACUGCAAUACACAGGUCAUUGUUCUUUCCUCUCCUUAAAUCUUCCAAGGACAGUGAUUCUCAUCUCGAAGGGAGGGUGAGAGAUCUUGUUCCAGGCCUCACCGAAAACCACAAUGAAGUAAAUUACAAGGAUGUAUACAAAUAAUGUGGCGUAACGGACCUUCAAAUUCCUUACCUACCUCUAGCUGACAUCUACUUUGAAGUGUGCAACAGAAAUUCUGGAAUUCACUGCGUGGGAGUUGCCAUGUGCUUUCAUUUUAAAGUAUUUGUUGUCCCAGUACAUUUGCACUGUGUCAUUCUUUGUUUCCUUUCGACGAGAUACAAAUAAAAGUCUGUUCUAAGGAACUGAGUUUGGGGAAACAGGAUAGGAAGUCUGACAACCAGAUUGCUACACUAGCAGGUUUCAUUCUGCACACAUGGAUGUAAAUGUUGGUGCUGUAUAGAGUGUAUAGAGACAAACGAUAAGAAACAUUACAUUGCUUUUGAUGCCCUAGUAUAUAGAUGAAAUCAAGGCAUGGCAACUUCAUUCUGUUUUUAUUUGGUAUUUUGUUGCCAUUUAAAACAGCAUGCCUUGUCCUACAGCAUUAACUACUCACAAAGAAUUCUUCUCUUUGCUUUAAACUCUUAAAGCAGAUCUUGACCAGAAGUAUGCCAGUUAGCCAACUCCUCCAGUUGAUCAAGAGGCACUCAUAAUCCAUGUAAAAACACACACUAAGUAAUAAAACAUAAUGCAGGGGGUUUGCUCAUCACUGUUAUACUUUAUUUACAGCUAACUCAGUUAAAUAAUAAUGAAACCUUGCCUUAAAUAACAUUUAGUGGCAGAAAGCCUUCUCAAUCACACCAUCACCUGACUAUUUGGACAUAGUGGAGAUUGCGGUAAAACAGUAAACUUUGCAGUAUUUAAGGCACAUGGAUUUUGCUGGUUUAUUGAGAGUGCCAGUUAAAACAAAGUGGACUGUACUGUAAUAACUGUGAAUUGGUGUUGUGUGCAAAAUUAUUUAUUUAUUUUUUACAAACCCUCUCUAAGAUAAGAUAGCUGCCUUGUGAUUAUUUUGUCAGAUAUUAGGAUAGGUUAACCUGUUUAGAGAUGUUAUUACACAUCUCAGGGGCAGACAGGACUAGAGCCUGGGAAUGCCUCGCUCAGAGGUAGGGUUACUAAAACAGCCCCACAUGAACCCUGAAUUUUCUUUUAUCCAAUCUGUGAGAUUCUGUUACAAGCUGCACAAAUUCCAUGCUAUAUUGUCCUAAUUGACUUGUUCAGCAAUGUUGUAACAUACCUCUGGAGCAGUGGGACUUGAACCUGGGGCUCCUGGCUCGGAGAUAGGGACACUACAACUGCAUCACAAGUACGUCUAGAUUACUUUGUUAUCAUGUUUCAACUGAUCAACCGCAUAUUUGAUAAAGUGAAUUCAAACAUUUAUUGUUGAAAAAUGCAAUGUUAAAAAUUGCCAAUUAACCAGUUUUUAAAAUAAACUGUACAGAAGGUGAACAAUAUACAAAAAUAAAUUUUUCAGUUCAACAUGUAUUACAACUUAUUUGGUAAAGGACAAUUAAAUAGAAGAAAAAUAGAGGUCAGUUUUUUUUCUGCAUUGCCUCUUUCAAAUGUGAUAUGGAAUGCCCAAAUGCCCACACUGCACUGAGUAAAAAAUGAAAGAACUGAGGAUGCCGUAAAUCAGGAACAAAAACAAAGUCGCAGGAAAAGCUCCCCAGUUCUGAGGAAGUGUCACUGGACCCGAAACGUUACCUCUGUUUUCUCCCUUCACAGAUGUAGCCAGACCUGCCGACCUUUUCCAGCAACUUUGUUCUCCUUCUGACACUGCCCUCUGAGGUGGAUGAAAAGAUCCCAUGGCAAAAAAGUAGGCGCGACCUGCUGACAGUGUCCUUACCAAUUGUAAGACCAAACCCGUAAGAAUUUACCAGACUUUCUGGCUAUCAUUUCAAUUGUUCUUUGUGGGACACUGACGUGGACAAAGUGGCUGCCAGGUUUAAUACAUUACAACUGUGGCUGUAAAGUUCUUUUGGGUAUAAAAGCAAGAAAUAAAGUGCUUUUGGAACUUUCUACUCCCAUUCUGCAGUCAGUUUGUGCCCGGGUGUCCUUGGCGAAGGAGCACAUGGUGUCCAUCAAUGCUGUCGAUGCCUUCAGAGAGAGGUGGGCACUGCAGGGGAUACGGUAUUUAUUUUCCCCUCCAACUCCAAUCUGAUUUAGUCCCUUCCCACUGUCCCUACCCCUCCCUCACUUUUGAUGGUUUGCAUUGCCCUUAAUGGGCAUUGCAUGUAAGUACUUAAUUGGCUGGUUAAUGAUAAGAAGAGUGAGAGUAAUUUGCAGCUGGGGCAAACAAAAGCAUUCAGUUGUGUAUAAGAACACUAGUGGAUGUAAGAAAUAAAAAGAAAAACAAAAAAAAGUUUAAAAAAAUCAAGUGCUUCUCAUAUAGAAUCCCUCAAGUGUGGAAACAGGCCAUUCAGCCCAACGAGUCCAUAAUGACCUCCAGAACAUCCAACCCAGACCCAUCUCACUGUAACCCACCUAAUCUACACAUCCCUGAACACUGUGGGCAAUAUAGCAUGGCCAGUCCACCUAACCUGCACAUCUUUGGACUGUGGGAGGAAACCAGAGCACCCAGAGGAAACCCGUGCAGGCACGGGGAGAAUGUGCAAACACCACACAGGCAGUUACCUGACAAUGGAAUCAAACCCAGGUCCCUGACCCUGUGAGGCAGCAGUGCUAGUCACUGGGCCUCUGUGCUGCCUUAGUCACAGUGAUGGGAAUAAACCAUUCAGUUGUGUGUACGAGCACUUCUGGACUUAAGAAAAGUGCUGUUGAGGUGUCUUGAGAUCAUGAAAGGUGCAACAUAAAAUGCAAUUUUUUUAAUGUUUGGAAGGGUGCCAGCUCAUAUGUUUUGAAUAUAAAACAGCUCCACCCACCUAUCUUUGCCAUAAAUAAGUCACUCUCAUAAAACCGUUUCCACAGAAAUGAGCUAUUGAAACAUGCACACAAUGUUAAACACAAGAGGCCAAACUACAAACACAAUUUACUUUACAUUUUAGAAAAAAAAACAAGCAAUAAAUUGCUUACUCUCCAAAGCGGCCAGGGUGAUUCAAAGCAAUAAAAAUACAUCUGCUGCAUCUAUUAUCGAUCAGUUUUGCCUUUGCACCAUGGUACAACAGGUAGAGCCCGCUGUUGAUUUACAGGUUCACAAUUAAAAAUUGCAAAAACAAAAUGAAGAGAGAUCUGUUUGUCAAAGUGUGUGUUUCCACGUUCUUUUCUGCAUUGGGUUAAUGGGAAUGGGAAACAAGUUUGUAAAAUAGU
This is a messenger RNA of Stegostoma tigrinum, 7490 nucleotides long. It is a transcript of the gene blmh, whose product is annotated as bleomycin hydrolase. Bases 281 to 1654 code for a protein of 457 amino acids. The record is from RefSeq and is a predicted model, not a curated record. The transcript is spliced from 12 exons. Gene Ontology annotation, cellular component: cytoplasm. Gene Ontology annotation, biological process: L-homocysteine catabolic process; proteolysis; response to toxic substance. Gene Ontology annotation, molecular function: cysteine-type aminopeptidase activity. Lineage: Eukaryota; Metazoa; Chordata; Chondrichthyes; Orectolobiformes; Stegostomatidae.